Molecule: messenger RNA, 591 nt
Organism: Orbicella faveolata
Lineage: Eukaryota; Metazoa; Cnidaria; Anthozoa; Scleractinia; Merulinidae
Product: C-type lectin BML-2-like
Source: RefSeq, a predicted model, not a curated record
AUGGCUGUUUCCUACUGGUUAUGUCUUUUUUUCGUGGGAUUCUCAGUGAUGGCGUUUCAGAGUUAUUCUCAAGGAGUUUGUCCAAACAGCUGGAAUUACUUACAAGGUUCAUGCUACAAUUUUUUUUCCAAGGCAACGAGCUGGACUGCAGCAAAAUCCGCCUGUGAAGCACUCGGUGCCAAGCUUGUCGUGUUAAACUCAUUCACUGAAAACCGAGCAGUUGGCGAAAAAAUAACAGGAGGACGGGGAACAUAUAUUGGUUUGUACAGGAAUCCAAGAGACAAGUCUCGCUGGCUGUGGGUUGACCAAUCACGUUCAACUUAUACUCAUUGGAAUGGUGGAGAACCUAACANGUACAGGAAUCCAAGAGACAAGUCUCGCUGGCUGUGGGUUGACCAAUCACGUUCAACUUAUACUCAUUGGUAUGGUGGAGAACCUAACAAUGCUGGGGGAAGUGAGGAUUGCGUACACAUGCGUCCUAAGUCAUCCCGAUAUGAAUGGAAUGACUUACCUUGUAAUAACGUCUACAAUUUCCCUUACGUUUGCGAAACCACGGGUAAGUCAGGAAGCGUCAUGUUAGAUAUUGCGUAA